GUUUGUCACUCAUCGCUUAGCUGGUUUGGCUUGGCAAUGCAAAUCAUGGCGUCGUUUGGCAAGGUUUGCACUCGGCUAUGCACAACGACGACUCAUAGCCACGCUCGCGCGCUCUUACGAGUACCCCAACAAAGCUGCGUUAGUUCUUUAUGGCAAUGUCAUCGACAAAUAUCAUCUUCGCGACUAACAGCGCAUGCCAGCCAACCGAAGCAGCAUCCGACUGGCGCUUCAGACGACCGACAGAUGAGCGGAAGCAACACGUCUACUUCGCAAACCCCACCUAGUAACAAUGUCCUUAUUACAAUUCCUACCAUGCUGACCAUAGGUCGCGUGGCAGCCAUCCCCGUUCUCAUCGCAGCCUGGUACUGGAGCUCGCCGUACUCCGCAGCGGCCACCACAGCCAUAUUCGCGGUCGCAUCCCUGACCGACUGGCUGGACGGCUAUCUCGCACGCAAGAUGAACGCCUAUUCCCCCUUCGGUGCCUUCCUGGACCCGGUGGCUGACAAGCUCAUGGUGGCGGCGGUGCUGGUGCUGCUGGCCUCCAAGCCCCUGGCAGCGGGGCCGCUGGCGGGGAACGACUGGCUGCUGCCCGUGUGCACGCUGGCCAUCAUCGGCCGGGAGAUCACCAUGUCCGCGCUGCGCGAGUGGGCGGCCAGUGCGGGGCCGGAGGCGCGGCAGGCGGUGGCAGUCAACUCGUGGGGCAAGUGGAAGACGGCUAGCCAGAUGGCUUCCCUCACGCUGCUGCUGCUGGUCAAGGACGGCGGGCAGGGACCGCUGGUGGACGCUGCGGCGGGUGCGGGGGUGGGGCUGCUGCUGCUGGCGUCCUGGCUGACGGUGCAGUCGCUGGCCAUCUACAUGCGGGGACUGUGGAGGUUCAUGGCGGCUGCGAGCAGAGGGGGGUCAAAAUAGACCAAACCAUUGGGAACCAGGAGGGGGAGCGGGGCCGGGGAAGGCAUGAGGGAGCUAGCAGGCAGGCGGGAGAAGUAGAGGGCGGAGCUGGGAUUCUUGGGAGGACGAAUGGGGCGGCGGGUAGGAGGAGGAUAGGAGGUUUGGUAGGAAGAAGGGGUGAGAGGGGGUGAAGGAGGAUUCUGUGGACGACAGUAUGUACGACAUGUGACGGCCAUUCAUUCAUGGUAGCGCGUUCCAGGGCAGUGUACGACUGAUGUCUCGGUGGGGUGUAGCGCGGAGGAGGAGUUGGGGCAGCUGGGAUGAGAGCGGUGGAGCGGUACCGAGGUGGGGGUUACAUGUAACUCUCUUCCAUGACAGGUGGGCCUCCAGGUCUCGUCCUUUACAUCCUUCACACGCUGCAGCUCGUGUGGGGUUGACC
This is a messenger RNA of Astrephomene gubernaculifera, 1327 nucleotides long. The record is from the annotation of a GenBank genome assembly. Lineage: Eukaryota; Viridiplantae; Chlorophyta; Chlorophyceae; Chlamydomonadales; Astrephomenaceae.